CGGGGGUUAUCCACUGCAAAGUGCAAAUAUUCUGUGUGGCUCAAAGAAUGCUCCAACUUGCCUGCAUCACAAAAUAAACUGUGCCAAGAUGGCGGACACAGCCACCCCUCACUCACACAGCUUAUCCAGACAUCAGCCUGCCACCAUCCAAAGCACCCUGAAGAAGAUCGACUAAAUAUUUUAAUGCUUCUGGGUAGCCUUGGAAGAAAGGGCUCAAACAUCACUUCGCACCAGGGACUUACCUCUACUUCGUCGGGCCAAGUCACAGCCUCCAGAGUCCAACCAGCUGCCUGGAACAACUUGAUAGGGCCCCCUGUACAGGUUCCCGGAUGGGUGCUGCAGAAGAAAAGAUGCAAGUGGCUGCAGGGUCUUGCCCCAACGCCAUUGUACCUCACCCAAAGCCAG
Molecule: messenger RNA, 405 nt
Organism: Pelobates cultripes (western spadefoot toad)
Lineage: Eukaryota; Metazoa; Chordata; Amphibia; Anura; Pelobatidae
Source: the annotation of a GenBank genome assembly